Molecule: messenger RNA, 9711 nt
Organism: Odontomachus brunneus
Lineage: Eukaryota; Metazoa; Arthropoda; Insecta; Hymenoptera; Formicidae
Product: RNA-binding protein MEX3B
Exons: 3
Coding region: 1795-3066 (423 amino acids)
Molecular function (GO): RNA binding
Source: RefSeq, a predicted model, not a curated record
UCGGGUUCGUCGCUCUGGAAAAUCGGUAGAGUACAAGCCGUGGCAGUAGCGCGGCGCGCGUUCGGACGGCCGGUGGCGUGGCGGUGGUGGCGGUAGCGUUUCCAUAGGGAGACUUGGCGAAGGCUCGGGCGCGAACGGAUACACGGAGGGGGUUGCGUGGUACGGAUCGGGGCCGGGAGUGCACGCGUCCGUAGCCGAAGGAGCCGAGCGCGAUGCGAGACUACGCUCGCUCGUUCGCUCGUUCGUUUAUUCGUUCGCUCGCUCGCUCGCUCGUUCGCUUUGAAUCGAGCCGAACGGAGUAGCGCUGCUUUACGUUGCGUUGCGGUGCCGCUUCGCCGGUAGGUGCGCUACGCCUAUGCGCCGUUUGGCGCCGCUCUGGUGGGGAAGGGUGGUGUGUACCACGUGACGCCGGCAGCCAAUCGGCCGCGCACAUAGCCGGCGCCCGGCACAUGGCGGUGCGCCGGCUUCGACAGCCGCAGUCGCAGUACGUCGCAGUCAGUCGCAGUGGAAACACGAGCGAGAGGGUAGUUGCACGCGCCUGCCUUCGAAAGGAAAGACCGCGGUGAGAAGAGAGGCGAUCGAGAGCGAGAUACGAACGGAAGGGAGUGAGGAUAGAGAAAGAGAGCGAGAGAGAGAGAGAGAGAGAAGCCGAAAGGAAAGCGAACGAGUACGAGUGAGAAAGGGAAAAGAAGAAAGCGAGCGCGCGCCCCUUGCCUCCGUUUUCAGUGCAUCAGUCUCGCGCGACGUCGCUCUCGGGAAUCAGUCGGCCGGUGACGAGGCAGUCGAGAACGCGGUACACACGAACGUGUCGUUACAUCGUCCGGUCCGUCGGUAGCAGCACGCAGAACGCGAGAGAGAGAGACCGAGCGGAGGAAGCAAGCGAGAGAGCGAGAAAGAGGUGGAACGAACGAACGAAAGCCAAACGGUCGAAAUACGCAACUACGAGAAAAACGCGAGCGAAAGAGAGAGAUAGAGAUAGGAGUGGAGUUGCUACAGGGCUCCCGAACCGCACAAACCGCACGCGUCGGACAGAACGCGAGACGGAGGGAGAUAGAGACGGACAGUGAGAGGAAGAGAGAAGAGAGAGCAGUGGGGAUAUCGAGAAGGCCAUUUUCGUAGCCGGUGCGCGCACGAACACGCACAUACGACUCGGUAGUGCCUGUUUCCAGCGCUAAAAGGAACGGGCGACUGACUACUAUACUCGCUAUCGGUGCCCGAGCAUCCACGAGAGGGGACGGCAGAGUAAUACGCGACGAGCGGAAGAAGAGCCGCGGAGCGAACAACCGACAGCGUAAGCCGACGACAUUACCUCCGCGCGGUGCGUCGGCGUUGCACACGAGUUUCCGGGUUUUUUUACACGCACGUAUAAUCGCCGACGAGUCGUCGUGAUCACGUCCGUGCGUCGCGACGCCACGUUCUUUGUCGUGUACCGGUGAGAUUGUCAUAUCUUUCUUACCGUCGUCGCCGUCGUCGUCUUCGUCGCGUCGUCGUCGCUGCCGCGUGUCGCGUCCCAUCAACGUCCCUCGAACGUCGUCGUAGUCGUCGAGGCGGCGCGGACCGUUCCGCGAAACGUUCCGCUCGUUUGUUCGAUAAAGAGACGACGGGAGCAGAGCGCAAGAAAGAUAGAGAAGGAGAUAGAGAAAGAGAAAUAGAGUUCAACGACAGAACGUUGUACAGCAUAAGGUGAACAUCGGCGACGCUCAGCAAAUCUGAUCCCAGGAGAACAUCGUUGGCGAGUCCCAACGAUCCCGAGAAACCAGUGUUUCGUGACACGACAUCUUUUACUUGAGCGAAAUGCCGACGAGUUUGUUCAGCGACAUGGACCGCUCCAAUUCUGGCGGCGCCGCAUCGCUGGAGGACCGGCGCGCGUUACAGCUUGCUUUCGAGCUGUCGAUGCUCGGCUUUGAGGGCAACCCGGACUGUCCCGGCACCGGCACCGGCACUGCCGCCGCCAACGGAGUCACCAACGAUCCCGACCCGCUGCAGGCCGCACCGGCCAACGUCUUCGAGGAGGCGCGCUCCAAGAAGAGCCAGAACAUGACGGAGUGCGUGCCGGUGCCCAGCAGCGAGCACGUGGCGGAAAUCGUCGGCCGACAGGGCUGCAAGAUCAAGGCGCUCCGCGCCAAGACGAACACCUACAUAAAAACGCCCGUGCGCGGCGAGGAGCCGGUGUUCGUCGUGACAGGUCGAAAGGAGGAUGUCGCCCGUGCAAAGCGCGAGAUUCUGUCGGCUGCGGAACACUUCUCGCAGAUUAGAGCGUCGCGCAAGAGUUCUCUGGGUGCACUUCUGGGCGCACCACCAGGGCCACCCGCGUCGGUACCCGGCCACGUAACGAUUCAGGUACGCGUACCAUACCGAGUGGUGGGUCUAGUCGUGGGACCUAAGGGUGCCACCAUCAAGCGCAUCCAACAUCAGACGCAUACGUACAUUGUUACGCCUAGUCGCGACAAGGAGCCGGUAUUCGAAGUGACCGGGCUCCCGGACAACGUCGAGGCAGCUAGACGAGAGAUUCAAGCUCACAUCAGCUUGCGUACAGGCACUAGUGCAAGCGUGUGCGACGAGGCUGAUCUACUAGGUGCACUCUGUCGUGGCGGGCUCAGCUCAAUUUUGACUUGCCUCGACCCGCCUGGAUCGAACGCUUCCAAUGGCUCAAGCGGCGCGUUCUCGAGCAGCGGCAGUUGCAGCAGCUCGUCCAGUAGCUCCGGUGCCGCGGGGAUGAACGACAUCGUGGCGAUUUGGGGAGCUGGAGGACUGGAGAGAGACGAAGGUCUCGGCGAGUCGCCGUCAUUCGAGUCGCAGCCGGCUUCGGCGUCUUCGAUCUGGUCGUUUCCGAGUGUCACACUACCAUCGAGGCCCUCACCACCGGCGUCGGCGAGUCCAGCCUCGCCCACGGACUCGCUUCUGGGCGGUGGACGGCGCGAGUGCCUCGUGUGCGGCGACAAGGAGGUUACAGCGGCGUUGGUGCCCUGCGGACACAAUCAUUUCUGCAUGGACUGUGGUAAUAGACUCUGCGAGAGCACCGAUCCCAUAUGCCCGGGCCGGACAAAGAGAGGAUCAUCUCGAUAAUUUCGUCAAGAUUGCGCACUGGGCAACCAUAAGAAUAUUUCCAUGGGUCUCUCUUCAUUUGGAAGCUUUCCUCACACGAGGGAAUAACAAAAAACAUAGGUACGUCUUGAUCUCAGCGUUUGUUUGGAACGCAUCUAGAAAGUGUUAAGUUCUCAUCAUCGAUCCAGGAGGAGGUUUUCCGUUGCCGAGUGUACAAUUACGGACUCGACGAACCUGCGAGUGCGACAGUGAAGAUUACCGAGAAUUACAAACACGUACAUGCGUCGCAACAUUCUUACUCUGACGGGCGCAUACACAUACACAAACAGAUACAUAUGCAUACGGAAAGAAACACUGAUAAAUGAUCUCGCACAGACAUCCUACACGUGAAAAAGAGAGGGAGAAGAAGAGGGUCACGGGCCCCUCGAUUCGCCACGAAAUCAUGUAGUGAUAUUGCGCGGACGGCGCGUUUGUUCCACCCGGCUUCCCUCGCCACUAGAGAGUAUUAUCUUAAACAAUAUCUUUAUAUAAGCGAUAUAGUAAUUGAAAUAAUAAUUUAAAAAUUACAUAUAUACAUAUAUAUAUGAAACAUACAUAUAUACAUAUAUAUAUAUAUAUAUGUGUGUAUAUUGCGUAUGUUGGAAGGUAUUUGUGAAGCAUGUGUGUGUACAAGGGAGAAUGUGAGAAAAAAUGCGACGAAUGAAUGAGGGAACACAAACGGCGAAUGAUAUUUUAUCGAAACAGAAGUUAGAUUUUGUAUUUUCCGCGCGUUUCACCGAUGGGACGGCGGGUGGUCUGCUGGGCCGUAACGUCAUUUGAGAGCAAAAGUAAACGAAGUGAGAGAGAAAGCGAGAACCUGAAAGAAUGAAAGGAAGAUAUACAGAAAAUAAUAUUUGAGAAUCCGUCGCGGCUUAGAGAAUACGGAAAAUUGCGAGCAGUGAGAACGCGAAGCGAAAAGAUACAAAAUAAAUAACAAAAUGGCAUAAAGAAUAGAGCACACAGCGUGUCGAGGGGCCGCGCGUCCGCUCUCUCAAGGCAGGAAGAACAAGCGUUUUAGAAACGAGGUCGGUCGAUGCGCCGGCGGCUCUCGUAAGUGUAUUCUUCGACUAGUAAUAAUCGAGCGAUCGCUAAACCCCGAUCGUCGGAAAAAAGGACAAAAAAAAAGAUAACAGAAAAAAGCGAUACUCGUUUCACGUAGGGGUCGACAUUUUUAAAUACACGCUCACAUAUACAUACACACUCUCAUACACACACACACGCGCGUAGCGUGUCCUUUCUUUUAUUGGAGAGGCGCGUAAUCGCAUUAUCGCUAUUAACCCUUUGCAUUUAAUAUCUAAUAUCUCUCUAUAUAUCCUCUUACGUGUAUGUAUAUAUAUAUGUAUGUAUGUACAUAUCCACAAAUGUAUAUGUAUCUAUACGUAUGUAUACAUAUGUGUACGCGACCGCGUGGAUGUGUAUCGACGAUUGUCAUUCGCGUGUCUUCGGGUGCGAUCUAUCAGAUGCCGCAAACGUUUUGAGCGCUUAAAGAAAAGCCAUGAUCGGUCCAUAUGGCGCUUCAAAGCAUCUGCAGCGUUUAAUGGAUCGCACCCUUCUCGUUACACAUCCGUUUCGCGCGCGUUCCAUCUAUCUAUCUAUCUAUCUAAUCUAUCUAUCUAUCUAUCUAUUUAUCUAUCUAUCUAUCUAUCUAUCUAUCUUCUACAUUCACGUCACCGUAGCCGCUUCCUCUUCGGGACCGGGACCGCGUACGACCGGAGGAAGGACGAGCCCUCUGUGCAUAUACGCAUAGAUACAUACAUACACACACUCAUACAUGUACAUCUCUUUCUCUUUCGUUACGUUCGGAGACACACAGACACAGAACCCCAUCGUCGUCCUUCCUCCUUCGUGCGUUCUCGCGGACGAGCGUUGCGCUCGAAUCGUAAGGGUCCCCCGCUGCGGUGUGUCCCCUCGCGAGGUUGAAAACCGCGUGUACAACGCGCGUUUGUCCUUCGCGCGAGAGAGGGAGCGCGCCUAUACGUGCGUGCAUGCGUAUAUAUUAUAUGUCCCCGCGUUUCUUUUUACGGCCCGUUUCUCCGUGUAAUCUCGUUUUCGAAGAAGGACGAGAAAGGGGGAAGAAGCUAAUCAAACCAACCGGGGCCUCCGCGGGGCUUUGUUUUUUUGCGGCGCCGCGACUAACGCAGGGAGAGAGGGAGAGAGAGAGAGAGAAAGAGAGACAACGGACGAAUUCUCUCCUCCGCUCCCCCUCCCCGAGAAUUCUUUAUCCCGAAGAGCGAAAUGCGGUUAAGCCGAACGUGAAACAGUCGACGCGGGAGCGACGGUGGUAGCCGCUUCCGCGUUCCUGGUGUUUCCGUCUUUCCCAUCGCUCUUCGACAUCAAGUCUGUUGUAUUACUCCGCGUAUAUAUCCCGUUUUCCUUCUUCUUCUCGGCACCCGCGCAAUCCCUCUCUCCUUCCUAACCUUGCCUUUCGUCCCACAACCUUAGCCACCCCGCCCUAUUUGCCCACUUCGUCGUUGUCUGCAUUUCUAUUUUUUUAAUCGUCGAGAGUUCUUGUCAAUCGUUGCCAUUUUUUAAACGAAGAUAUGCUCAAGUCGCAGCUCCGAACACAAGUCGAGAUAUAUUAUAUAAUACAUAUUUACAUAUAUUAUAUAUAAAUAUAUAUAUAAAUAUAUUAUAUAUAUCUAAAUCGCCCAUCGCGCGCGCGACGGUGGGCGUCGGAAGACGAGAGAGAGAGAGAGAAGAUAUUUUUUCGAUUUUUCCGAAUAUAAGACUCGCUCUUUUUUUUAUUAUCUCUCGUCCUUUUCUCUUAUUAAUAUUAUUAUUGUCAUCAUCAUCAUCAUUAUUAUUAUCAUUGUACUCUUUCUUGAUUUUUGUCGCGAAGAUGGCAUCUCCGUUCGCUGUCCGCGUCGUCUUGUGUUUCUCCAGUCCAGUUCCUCCCGGUGAUUUUUUCCCCGUGAUCACAUAAUACACCGCGACUCUUUGCUCCUGCGCUCGCGGCCGCGAGACAGCGAAGAGCGAAGACUCGCGCUUUCACUCACUCGGUUAAACGUACGCUAAAAAUAGAUUCGCGUACGCAACGAGCCUGUCAGAGGAUGCGCGAAAGAAAGACGCGCGGAUGAUAUAUUUGUAUAUUAUUAUUUGUUACUAUAUAUUUCGAUAUACCAGCACUCUCAUGAAUACGAACGGAGUCACACGUACACCCAAUACAUCCACUUUUACACACGAAGCAUACUACACCGCGCACCAACCAUACACGAACGCGUAUAUAUAUAUAUAUAUAUAUAUAUAUAUAUAUAUACAUACUCACACACACAUAUAUAUAUAUAUAUGCACAAAAGUGUAUAUUUAUAUAUUAUAAUCGAUGAGAAAGAAAGAAAGAGGUUUAUUAUAUUUAAGUUCGAGGUAAAAAGUAAAUUCUAUAUUUUUUCUAUGUUAAGUAUAAAGAAAGAAAAAGAUGCAUAAAUGAAGUAUGAUGAAGCAUAACACAGAUAUAUAUUAUAUUAUAUAUAUAUACACACAUGAAAUAUAUUUAUAGGUACUCUCUUUAGCGUCUGCGUUUCGAGUUACGAAGACGCGCCUCGCCGUGCCGAGCGGCUGGCGCGCAUGUGCGUAUCUAUGUAGAUUAUGUCAGGUAAUCUCUCAUUAACUUCGCUAUGAUAAGUCUGAAUCCAUCGUAGAUUUCGCGUGCGCGCGAAAGGAUUCGGUAGACGACGAAGGGCGAGAAUAAUAAGGAGGCGACGGAAAAAGAAAGAGAGGCAAAUAAAGGGAGAAACGCGCGGGGAGAUGUAGUCCCUUUUUAGCCAGGUGUCUUUAGAGAGCGGGGAGAAUUCUCAUUCCCGAUUUUUCACUUGCGCGUUGUGCGUUCAUAUAUUUCGACCGGGUCAGCGGACGGAUAAAGUAAGAGAGAGGGAGAGAGAAAUCACACACAAUAAUAUAUUAUAUAUUUAAAUUAUAUAAUAUAGUAUAUAUAUAUAUAUAAUCGCGCGCAUACGCGCGCAAGAGAGAGAGGGAGAAUUCUAGCAUGACACACACCGAUAUUGUCCGCGAACGCGCAUAUUUGUUCUUCGUUAAAACGAAGAAAGGGGAGAGAAGCGUGAGAACAACCCCUCCCGGAAACGGAAGAAACGCGUGGAUUUUAAAAAUUAGAGGGAAAAAGAAACGCCGUAGUCAACGGGGCAACAGAGCCUGGUCGGGAGAAUAAGAAAGGGGAAGAGGUGUCAUUAGGGUGGUUGCCAGAACUCGGAACUCGCGACGCCAAAAACUCGCUGGGAAAAGCGCGGCGAGAGGGGGAGCUGCGAAGUGAGAGAGGGGGACACGGGAGACUGAUCGUGCUCUUCUCGACGUUUUUUUCUUCUCUCGCGAAACGACCGGGAUGACGGAUGAUCCCGCGCCGAGGCUUCGUUGAAGUCGUCACCGGGUGCGAGCGAGGGCGCGGGUGAGAAGUGCAUCGCGCGAAACUCAACCCUGCUCAACGCGAUCCUCGCGUUAUCGCGACAUUGAAUGGCGUCAGAGUAGGCAGAGCGGGGAGAGGGCGAAGAUCGGGAUAUAUCAGGGAAGUCGUGGAAACUCUCUCGGGGCGCGCCUUCCAACGAUUCGAUCGCCGCUCGAGGCCCUCGUUUCGUCCUUGCGAGUGCACCACUGCCUAUCGCAUGGGAGUUUUGGGAUCCUUCGAGAGCCGUCAACUCAGUCUUCCGCAUGGCUUUCGAUCUCUCACACGUUCAGGACAAUUUCGUGACCGCCGGUCCCGAUAACUCUCUCGCGAGUGCCGUCGAGCUCUUUCGAAUAUCGAGAAGGCGGGCUACAGGGUGGGGUGUUUCUCGCGGGGAUGGAAGAGAGGAAACUCGUCGAGAACCUCCGCUAGACUUUGGGACAAUUCUGCUGAAUUCACUGACCGAUAACGCGUGCAUUACAAACACACAUACACACAACAUACACACGGAUGUACGAACGCUUUUAGAGGCAGCCUUCACUUUGGCCGAGGUUCCGACAUCGUGAGGUCGUCAUUGACGUCCGCAAUCGUUGUCUCGCGUUUGUCAUUCUCCUCUCUUUAGCCGUCGUUUGCGCGUUCCCUGCCCGAUCCCUUCGUAGCACACUCUCUCGGAUCUCACGCGAAACGUCAUCGAGCGCGAGCUUACGAAUUCCCGGGUUCCGAUCGGGACUCAAAACGGGCGGGGGAGGAAGGAGAAAAGGAAACGAUUCACACAGUAUCUUCCGGUUUCUCUUUCAUCGCGGCGAAUCCGAUCGUGAUCGUCGCGUUGCUCCGCCACCGUGCCCGUGUCAAGGAGACAAGGAUGGUACGGUACAGUUCGCGUGAUCAACGCGCAUUAUCGCCGCGUAAUUGAACAUAUAGUGCCAUAAGUAAAUCAAAAGAAACACAAGUCGAGCGCGUGCAGCGUACGUGCGUGUAGGCGGUAGUUUAGCGUCAUCGACGAUGUCAGAGUACGAGUCGAGGAAAUCGCACCAUUACGCGGCUAUCAAACGAUGAUAGCCACUAAGAGAAAUGAAGGAAGGAAGAGAGGGAGAGGAAGAGAGAGAGAGAGGGGGGGGGGAGGGGAGAACCAUGUUUUUGCGCUCGUGCGAUUCGCCGUGAGUUCUUUGGAACGACUUUGCUCGGAUCCGCUCUCGUUUCUCCGACGACGGGCGCCUUCUCUUCUUGCGCAAGUUUAGUGUACGUUUGAUGCAUUCGCGUCCUCGCACGCUGUGAGACGACGUUGUCGAGACACGCAUCCGUGAAACACACGCAUCACAUACGUGUAAACACAUACACCCAUCCACCCACCCACCUACACACACACACACAUAUAUAAAUAUAUAUAAAUGUAUACAUAUGUGCAUUUACUACACCACAGACCGGUAUUAUUAUGAACGAAAGGGACGUGGCGCAUCUAGUUUUAGAGGCGUUCUAUAACGAGUAAUUUAACUGAUAAGGUGUCGUGUCUAAGAUUUAAUAAUUGUAAAAUAUUAAAGCGUAAAAACUUUUAAUGAAUAUUAUAUAGCCAUUGGCUGUGACCGAUAACUGCCAUUUUCUUAAUCGAGAAAUAAAAAAGAAGAAUAAAAACGCGAAAGCGUAAGUAGCGAAGAGGCACCGCGACGCGGGCCGCAAACACGACUAAUAUGCACACACGUUUACACACAUACGAGGGAAUGACGCAUAGAUACACACACACACACAUACACAUAUACAGACACGCAAAAAUACACACACGUAAUAUACACAAUGGAUGCGUAUAUGACACGGGACAUCCUCGCGCGAAAAUGACUUUCGCGAGGUGAAGAACGCGCAUCGCGACAUAGAGGUGACGAGUGAUGUAUCGGGAGGACCGAACGAUGAUUUCAAAAUGAAACUCGGCAAACGCGAAUCGGGCACCGCGACUCGACGACAGCGGGAGCGAAAGGGUCGAUUCGCUUGCGCCGGUGGUAAAAAGGCAAAGCAACAAAAAGGUCGCGCUCGAUCUCGCGGAGACGAAGGUGCUCUGCAACGCGUCGCGAGAAAUCGUCUGUUGACCCCUCUCGGCUUCGAUCCGCCGGCAGCAACCCUUAUUCACCCCCGCGAUAUUAAAACGAACGUGGGAAUAAAGGAAGACAAAGUAUUGUUAAAGAUAUGAUACAGAGAGAGAGAGAGAGAGAGAGAGAGAGAGAGAGAGAGAGAGAAAGAAAGAGAGAGGGAAA